AUGAGUAUUCACAUAAGUGCAGGAAAUGCAGCAUCAUUACCACCAAGACUUCCAUUUCUCUCUAGUGUGCCGCGAAAUGUGAAAAAGUCACGAUCUGCUCAUCUUGGUCUUGCGCAAUAUGUAUUCGUAUGUUGCAGCUAUAGAGGAUAUUGGACAUCUCGAGGUAGACCAUCAGAAAAGGGUAUUAUGAUGGAUGCAGAAGCUACUAUGCAAUGGGUUAAGAAAGAUUUAGAAUCACGACCAGACUCAGACGGAUGUGAGAUUAUUCUUUGGGGUCAAAGUAUUGGGGCGGGAGUUGCCACUGGUCUGGCAGCAAAAGAUGGAAUAUUUUCAGAUGAGUUGCGUUUACAUAAAUUGAUUCUGGAGACACCAUUUCUGGGCAUUAAAGCAAUGCUAGAAACACUUUAUCCGCAAAAAUGGCUUCCAUAUCGACAUCUUCACCCAUUUCUAAGAAACCAUCUUGAUAGUUGGAAAGCUCUAGGCAAAUUACAUGAACGCACUGAAAGAUCUGGAUUAAAAGCACCGCAGAUUCUGAUUUUGCAAGCUGGGAAAGACGAGUUGGUACCGGCAUCUCAUGGGGAAUUACUAGAGAAGAGGUGUUUGGAUCUUGGGUUGGAGGUAAGACGAGAAGUUGUUCAGAGCGCAUUGCAUAAUGAGGUUUUGGUUCGUGGAGGUGGAAGUACGAUUAUUGCGGAGGCUAUAUAG
Molecule: messenger RNA, 705 nt
Organism: Sclerotinia sclerotiorum 1980 UF-70
Lineage: Eukaryota; Fungi; Ascomycota; Leotiomycetes; Helotiales; Sclerotiniaceae
Exons: 2
Coding region: 1-705 (234 amino acids)
Cellular component (GO): membrane
Molecular function (GO): palmitoyl-(protein) hydrolase activity
Source: RefSeq, a predicted model, not a curated record